Messenger RNA from Prorocentrum cordatum, 4042 nucleotides. Lineage: Eukaryota; Dinophyceae; Prorocentrales; Prorocentraceae. The record is from the annotation of a GenBank genome assembly.
GAUGCCGGUAGAUCCGUCAUCGGUCGCCUGCCUCUUUUCGAUUGGCUCCUUCUGCCCCCUGGCGCCGUCGACGCCGCUUGCGGCCCCCGUCUGCGGCUGCCAGUGCGACUGCGGCGCCCCUGGCUGGCCGACAUCGGUGGUGCUGGCCGUCGCGCUGGGCCAGCUCGCCACGGGCUUCUUGCUGGCGGUCUUGCACGAGCGGCUGGUCUUGCGGGCCACGCCUGGGCGGCACGUCAUCGUCACGCCCGACGGCCACACGUACGAGGAGCUAUUCACCGACUACGAGGACAUGCUGGAGAGCGGCGUCGCUGGAGGUGUGCCGAACCGCCUCUCAGGCAACAAGGCGCUGCGCUACGCCUUCCGCCGUGGCGACAUGGCGCGCGAUAGCGCCUUUCGGCGCCGCGCUGAGGCGCAGCUGGCGGCGCUGCUGGCGGAGGUCGCGCCUGCUGGUAUGGGUGCUGGCGGCUUGGACGAUCCUCUUCCGCUUCCUGAUGGGCCUCCUGGUGCUGGCCCUCGCGCCGCGCGUGCCGUCGAGGGCGACCCCGACUACUACGCGUCGGGUACUCUGGCUGGGCAGUGCCUCGUGGUGGGCUCACGCUGGUUCGCUGGUGAGUCGGAGGGCCCCUUCAGGCGCGGAGAGGCGGCCGCGGUGGCGGCGGGCGACGUCGCGUUCGGGGCCGGUGGCCAGGCGCUGCUGCAGCGCGAUGGGAUCUGGCUCCGUCUCUGCCGUGAUCCGCCCACGCCGCCGCCCCGUGACGCCGCGCCGCUGGUGGAGGACGACAUCAGGACGCUGCCAGUGGCCUUCAACCCUCGUGGCGAUCGCACUCGUGGCUUCGACUCCGCUCGGAGCUUGCUGCGCGAGGAGCCGCUGGACGACGCCUGGCCCAUCGAGGGCCCCCGCGCGGUGCGCUGGCUGGUGGAGGCCUUCGCCAGCAGCGGGAUGCCGCCGGUGCCUCGCCACCAUUGGUGGCGCCAGGCGCUCGGCGCCACCAACUCGGACCCAGGGGUCGACGAGCACCUCUUCCUCUCGGAGACGCUGCAGCAGUCGCUGCAGUACGACCAGCUCAACAUCUGCAACCUGGCCUGCUUCGAGGGCUUGGCGCGCCGCUACCAGCUCUGGGAAGAACGGUAUGCAGAGCGCAUCCGAGCUUCUACCGAGGGCGCUGUGGCCGCGGGCGGGCCUCGCGGCUACGCGCUGGUGUCGCCCGAGCUCGAGCGCUGGGUCGCCAAGCGCAUGGAGGAGGAGGCGGCGGUGCUCAAGGAGCGCCGCAAGGGGCGGGAGGAGAGGGCUCUCGCGGCUGCAGCGCCCACGGCCCCUCAGAGGCCGCCCCUCGACGGCGACAAGGACAAUGACAAGAAGAAAAAUCAGGACGGAACCACUGGCGCCGCGGGCAGCGGCGCGGGCUCGCUUGUAUACAUGGGGAGGUGGCCGAGCGCCUGCGCCGCCACUGCGCCGCCAGGUCCCGCGGCAGAUCCCAGGGACUUGCUGCCGCUGCCUGCCGCGCCGCUGCUGGAUCGUCGGACGCCUGGCGAUUCCGCCGAGGGGUGGCUUGGCGCUGGCCUGCGAACCCUUAAUGAGAUGGGAGGGCGCGGCACCGCUCGGCGAGCUGGACCAGCGUCUGGCAUCCACGUCGACGCGCUGAAGCGGCUCUCUAUCUCCUUCGACGCCGUGCCCAGCUGCCCGUCGUACCUGACCGCCGAGGCGGCCACUCCGGCUGUCAUCGGCUCCGAUCCUGGUUGCGCCUUCGACGACGUCUCCAGCGGGAAGUGCGCCACCUGCCAGCGCGGGAAGGUCUCGCUCCCGCGCGUUGCUUCAGGGGUGGUCAACUUGGCAGAUGCCCUGCCGACAAUGCCCUCAUUGAUCUUCGACGCGCGGGGCUCGAGCAUGUCGUUCACGGACCCUGGCUACGUUCCGCUCGCGGCGGCCCAGGCGCUGGCAGCGCUGGAGGUGCCGGCGGGCGAGCGCCUGUUUGUCGCGCAGGGCGACGUCACCUGCUGCUUCUACCAGUUCUUGCUGCCAGCUCACUUGCGGGAGGCCUUCGGUUUGCCGCCAGUGCUGUGGGCUAGCCUGCCGCCGUCUGCUCGCCGGCGCGUGGGCGCUCGGCCGCCUGACGGCUUGGCGCGGCUGCGCCUGCGGGUGGUGCCAAUGGGCUGGUCUUGGGCCGUUUACCUCAUCCAGCAGGCCAUGCAGCGCAUCUUGCGCGAGAGCACGCCUUCAGAUCGGUUGCUCGCCCAGUGCGUCCCACGUGCCCCCGUUCGGCCUGGCUCCAGCGCUGCCCUGAUCUACAUCGACAACUUCGCCGCCAUCGCCACUUCGCAGGAGGAGGCCGACGCGCGUUUGGAGGGCAUGCUGGCUGCUGUGGCUGCCGCGGGUGUUGACGCUGGUGCCGAGCCGACUGGCUCCCCGCUGCUGGGCUUCGAGCUGGAUGGCACUGGCACCCGCUGGCGCCCCACGGCACAUAAGUUUUGGCGGGUGGCGCUGGCUCUGCGCACCCUCGGCUGGGGCUCGGCUAGACGCACGGGCCGUCAGAUUGCCCGCGUCGUCGGGCAUGCCUCGGCUAUCAUGCUGCUGCGCCCUGAGAUGCUGUCGGUCUUCUCGGCGGUGUGCGUCUUCGCAGAUCGCUUCUUCUCGCAGCCCGCGCGUGCGUGGGUCCCGGUGCGGAGGGAGCUACGCGCUGCUUGGGCCUUGCUGCCGGUCGCCCUGGCCGACGUCAGCCUGCCGUGGUGCCCGCUCGUCUCCUCGGUCGACGCCUCCCCCCGCUGCUUCGGCGUCGCGGAGAAGAGCUGGGAUGCUGCAGCUGUCGGCGAUGCUGGGCGGGCCUCCGAGCGCGGCCGCUUCCGAGGAGCCCUGCGCACCAGCCGCCGCCCCCGCGACCUCGUCGAUGGCGAGACGGCGGAGCCCUCCUGGAAGGACGUCGCUUGCUCCUCGGACGCGCAGCUCUGCGCUCUGGGGCUGCAGGCGUCAUUCCAAGAGGUCCCCUCGGACUUUGCGCGGGGUGGCGAUUGGCGCGUGGUCGCCGCCCGCCGCUGGCGCCGCCGGGGCAAGAUCUUGGCGCUGGAAGCGGAGGCGGCUCUUUGGCAGGUAGGGCUGCCUGGGGUUGGCGAGCCCAGCGGAAGCGACGCUGGCGCCGAGGCAGAGGACGGCAGCUCAGUCAGCGAGUCUGCCGCCGAGGGCUGUGCGGGCCCCUGCCGCAGCCCAGUCCCGUCAGGCUCGUCCGACGGCGCGAGAGGCCGCAGGGCGAGGCGCGCGCUGGCGCGUCGGCGACCUGGAGCGGCCCUCAACGAGGCCGUCAACAGCGGGGUGGAGGCUCAGCGCAUGGGCUUCAACAUCAGCUCCCUGGCGGCGGCCGCGGUGACGCCGGCGACGCAGCAGAACUACCUGCGAGCGCUGCGGCGACUCCUGGCUUGGCUGCGCCUUCGGCGCGCGCCGCUGCUGGGGGCGGCCGACUGGGACUUGACGCUGGAGCAGUGCAUCGAGUUCCUCCACGAUCGCGGGCUGCCAGAGGGAGACGCGACGAGCACGAUGGUCGUGGUGCUGAUGGCGGGUUGGCUUUGCCACGACGGACAGGAGGACACUGCGCUCUUCCUGCUGCUCACCUUCGAAACGUACAUGCGGCCAAGCGAGGGGCUCGACCUUGUCGGCCUGCAGUUGGCGCCGCCUGUCCCAGGCGAGACGGGGGUCUGCCAGUAUUGGUCUCUGCUGGUCCGAGCGAGCGAGCUUGACGUGCUUGGCAAGACAGGCGAGUUCGACAACAGCGUCGCGCUCGACUUGCCGCGCCACCGCUUGCUGGAGCCAGCGCUGCGGCGACUCAAGGCAGUUCGAUCAGGUCGAUGCCGCCUGUUUCGCUUCUCGUACGUGGACCUCCUCCUGGCCUGGAGCCGCUGCCUGACGGCGCUGGGGCUCUUGCAUCUGCAGAUUGCGCCCUUCUCCUUACGCCGCGGCGGGGCUUCGGAGGACAAAGCUUAUCUUCGUAGCAAGGGCUACGGUUGCAUUGCGUUUGACAAGCUUCUCGGGCCACAGUUCGAUCUUAGCAGCAAGGGC